Belonocnema kinseyi is the source of this 5940-nucleotide messenger RNA. It is a transcript of the gene dia, whose product is annotated as protein diaphanous. Bases 774 to 5405 code for a protein of 1543 amino acids. The record is from RefSeq and is a predicted model, not a curated record. Lineage: Eukaryota; Metazoa; Arthropoda; Insecta; Hymenoptera; Cynipidae. Gene Ontology annotation, molecular function: small GTPase binding; microtubule binding; actin binding. The transcript is spliced from 16 exons. Gene Ontology annotation, biological process: actin filament polymerization; actin cytoskeleton organization. Gene Ontology annotation, cellular component: cytoplasm; actin filament.
UCUUUCACGAACCUUCUCUCGACGCGGAAUUGAACUCGUCGUCUUGACGCGUCCUCCUUUUUAAAUUACAAUCUCAGUGGAAAAAAUAGACUUUUUUUGUUAACUCAACCAAUCCCCUUUCUUAAAAAAGUGUGUCAAGUCAAACUAUCAGUCUUGGUAAAUUCAAAUAAAAGCAGCAAGGGAUCGCACGGAUUAAACAGUCGAAUAGACUAAUUACUUAGUGAAAAACGUUGGUCCAUGUCUUACUAAUUGAAAUUUAAGACUUCAAGAACUGAUAAUGGACUAAUUAAUCGAAAUCAAAUCAAAUAUUUUUGAUAAAAACAACAACGAUUUCCAAGUUCUUGUGCGGAUUCUGGGGAAUCUAUGGAAUUCAGAUAACCCGUUCACUGAAAUAUUGGGCCAGUGGGUCGAAACGAGUGGAUUCUCAUUUAACUUGACCGUUCACUACACCACAGUCUCGUAAACAGUUUGCUUACUUAUCAUAUCCACAAGUGAUCUUAAUUCGUGUGUUUGGAUUAUAAAAAGGUCGUUUUGUGAAUAAAGAUAGGAAUAUAAGGAGAAUGAACGUGUACAGAAAGAUGUAAUCAGUAAAAGCACAGUGAUCAGAGUGCUGAGUUUUCAAGAGUCUGACUUUACGACACGAUGAAUUCUAAUUCGAAGCAGAAAGUAUUGCGAAGGAAAUGUAGUGAAUCGUGGGAACUAUUAAGUACAGUGAAUAGCUAAAAAGUGCAUCAAUUUAAAUUGGAGCCCCUGGAUAUUAAGAAAAUCACGACAUGAUUACGGAAUGGCUGGACACAUGGUUUGGACGGCCGAAAAAAUCUGGUCGAGGGGGUGGUGGUCUUGGCCACAACACCAUCCCCCGUCCAAAUUCUGGCGAAGAUUUCAACGAAAUCGAGCAACAACGUUGCAUGAUCGAGAGAAUGGAUGAUGAGACGGUGAACGACAGAUUCGAAGAAAUGUUGGCCAACAUGAAUCUGACGGAAGAGAAAAAAGAACCACUACGCCAGCAACAUGCAGCAAAGAAAAAAGAGAUGCUGAUCUUGCACUACAAAGGUAGCGUGCAGGAAAAUAGGUCCAAGUUUGAUAAGCCGGCAGAUUAUAUACACUACUUGGCUCAACCAGACUUAAGUGUAAAUAAAAUUUAUAGCUGUAUCGAAUCACUUAGGAUUGCCCUUACAAAUAAUCCCUUAAGUUGGGUGCAAGAAUUUGGAACGAAAGGAUUGAAACAGGUCCUUGCGACUCUCAAUGAAUGUUACAGAAAUGACAAUCGGUACGAGCGGAUACAAUAUGAAUGCAUUCGCUGUUUGAAAGCCAUCAUGAAUAACACUGUUGGAAUAAAAGAAAUGCUGGCCCAUCAUGAAGCCUUAACGAUAGUAGCCAGAUCUCUUGAACCUAGUAAACCUUCAGUAAUGUACGAAGCUGUAAAACUUCUUGGUGCAGUCUGUCUCAUUUCGAGUGACAGUCAUAAAAAGGUUUUAGACGCCAUUACCAUGAAUGGAGAAUUCAAAGGGAGAGAAAGAUUUCUGCCGAUAGUUCAAGGACUCAUGAACAAGAAGAACGAAAAUCUGAGGGUUGUCUGUCUCCAACUGAUCAACUCCAUAAUCUCGUCUGCCGAUGAUCUGGAUUUCCGAUUGCAUCUGCGAAACGAAAUAAUGCGAGUUGGACUGGCUGAUAUCUUGGAAACCUUGGAAGGAGAUGAAUCAGAGGAUUUGUCAAGGCAUUUAAAAAUCUUGAACGAUUGCAAGGAGGAGGAUUAUGAGGAAUUCGUACAGAGAUUCGAUAAUGUUAGACUCGAAUUGGACGAUGUUAACGACUGCUUCGAAGUCGUGAAGAACAUGGUUAUGGAUUCGGUGGCUGAACCUUACUUCCUGUCAAUUCUUCAGCACUUGUUAUUCAUCCGAGAUGAUGCCUUGGUUCGACCUGCAUAUUACAAACUCAUAGAAGAGUGUGUCGCCCAAAUUGUCCUCCAUCGUUCAGGCUGUGAUCCCGACUUCAGUGCAACGAAACGUUUCCAAAUAGACGUGGGACCUCUGAUUGACACCUUAGUAGAAAGGUCUCGAGCUGAAGAAGAGCAUCGCUUGAUAGAAAUGUCUCAGAAGUUGGAAGAAGCAAUUGCGAGAAAGCAAGAGGCAGAAGCGAAAUUACAACACGCGGAAUAUAAGAUCAGGGAAUUGGAGGCGGGUAGACCUGGAGGAGCGCCUGGUAAGAUUGGAAAUUGUCCGCCCCCGCCGCCGAUGCCCGGAAUGGGAGGGCCGCCACCACCUCCAAUGCCGGGGAUGGGGGGCCCACCACCACCUCCAAUGCCUGGAAUGGGUGGACCUCCUCCACCUCCAAUGCCCGGAAUGGGAGGCCCGCCACCUCCGCCAAUGCCAGGAAUGGGAGGACCUGCACCUCCUCCAAUGCCUGGAAUGGGUCCUCCUCCACCUCCGAUGAUGGGAGGCAUGAGACCACCGAUGGUAAAUGCUGUCCAGGUUUUACCCCAUGGAAUGAAACCUAAGAAGAAGUGGGAAGUGGAUGGACCACUGAAGAGAGCAAACUGGAAAGCGAUUCUACCUCACAAACUCUCAGAGAAGUCUUUCUGGGUAAAAGUUCAGGAAGAUAAACUCGCAAGUCCGGAAAUAUUGAAUGGCCUAGCUCAAAAAUUCUCGUCAAAACCGAGUGGAAGGAAAAUGGACGACGUUGUUGAUAAGUCCGCGCCAUCGAAGAAGAUCAAGGACCUGAAAGUCUUGGACAGUAAAUCAGCACAAAACAUUUUGAUUUUGUUGGGAGGAGCGCUGAAGCACGUGUCUUAUGAAGAUGUUAAAGCCUCUUUGCUCAAAUGUGAAGGACCAGUAAUUUCGGAUAAUGUUCUACAAGGUUUAAUUCAGUAUUUGCCACCACCUGAUCAGCUGACGAAGCUGCAAAAUUUCAAAGAUAAUUAUGAUGAUUUAACUGAGGCUGAGCAAUUCUGUAUCACGGUCUCCACUAUCAAACGAUUACUUCCAAGACUGAGAUCGCUGAGUUUCAUGUUGCGCUAUGAGGAAUUGGUACAGGACGUAAAACCAGAUAUUGUAGCUGGAACAGCGGCUUGCGAGGAAGUGAAAGGAAGUAAAAAGUUCGCGAAAAUUUUGGAACUGAUUCUGCUGCUCGGGAAUUAUAUGAAUUCAGGGUCGAAAAAUGGUCAAGCUUUUGGUUUUGAGAUUAGUUUUCUAACGAAGUUGACAUCAACGAAAGAUGUCGAUAAUAGGCAAACUCUCAUGCAUUACUUGGUGGAUACAAUAGAAAGGAAAUUCCCAGACUGUCUUAAUUUCGCGGAAGAAUUGGCUCAUGUCAAUCGAGCGAGUCGUGUUUCCUUAGAAAACAUUCAACGGACUCUUCGGCAGAUGGAGAAUAAUAUUAAAAAUCUCGAGCAGGAUGUCGUCAAUGCUAGAGUUCCUCAAGGUAGUCAAGAUCGUUUCGCCGAAGUUAUGACUCCAUUCUCUAAAAAAGCCAGAGAAUCUUAUGAAGUGAUGCAGAACAUGUUCAAAAAUAUGGACAGCCUCUACACCGGAAUUUCUGAAUUCUACUCAUUUGACAAGCAGAAGUACACGAUCGAAGAAUUCUUUGGAGACAUCAAGAAGUUCAAGGAUGACUUUGCGCAAGCACAGAAGGAGAUUGUGAAACUACGGGAAUCCGAAGAGAAGCAAAGAAGAGCAAAGGAAGCACGCGAGAAGGCGGAAGUGGAAAAAGCGGCUCGCGCUGAGCGAAAACGCGCACUAGUUGAUAUGAAUGCCCAUGAAACUCAGGAAGGCGUUAUGGACAGUCUAAUGGAAGCUCUCCAAACGGGUUCGGCCUUCAGUCGACCCGAUCAACGUCGCAAGCGUCAAGCACGUGUGGCUGGUGGUAAGUUGAAAUUAGUUAGGAAUACAAAAUUCAACACACUCAUGUUCGUAAAGCGGAGGUUCGGUCAGAAAACUAAAUCGCGUAAUGGAUCCUACUCAAAGUCCAGCGUAAGCGAUGAUGAAUUACUAGAAGACAAAUCAUACUCAGCAAAAUCAAAUCGAGCUUCAACCUUGCCGACUAACAAGGCAGAAUAUUAUACUCCAGAAGAUAAUAAGAUUUUUAACAAGCAAAUGAUGAUGCAAGCGGCAAUGAGGACACCGAAAAAAGAUAAAGUUGCUCAUCAAUGGAAAACGAAGACUGAGGAUAGAGUCGUUAUUGAUAAAGAAAUGUUCCGUACUCCCGCAGAGAAUCAGAAUUUCUACAAGCAAAUUUUGCUUAGCUAUGCUGAAAAAGCUCCGAAGAAGGAAGAAAUAUUUUCUCGACUCAGUAGAGUUUAUAAAAAUAAGUCUAGUUCUAGAAUCGAUAUUCCGUCCAGAUCGCCAAUGUUGGAAGAAACGCCCAGAAGACAAGUUUCAAUGUCCUUUAGUCUCUCGAAACUUCAGGAUUUCAACCAGACCUAUCUUCUGGAAACUCCUUCAGUAAAAAACUACAGCUAUUUGGGAAGUAUUCCGAAAGACGAUUGCCCGAAUACUGCUUAUAAGUCGGUGAUAACAGAAUUGAAAGAUUGGACACCGGAACAUUUUAGAAAGUCUCCUUCAUCUAAGCGAAUUGUGAAACAUUUUUCGAUGAAGGAGAAUUCGAACGAAAGUUAUCGAAGAACGCCUGUAAGAAAGAAGAUUAUGGUUAGCAAAAGCAAGAAAAGAAACAGUAUUGUUCGCCGUGCUGUUUCAUAUAGAAAGAGAAAUUCUCAACACCACUCGAAUAAAAUCAGGUUGCCGAAAAAUGGGCACAGUUUUUCGAAAAUUGGUAUUUCUCCGCCUGCUGAUUUCGAUUCUACAAACUCGAAAUUCAUAGAAUCAUGUGACAAUAUUAGGAGUUUGAAGGAUCUUAAGAAUUACAAAUUCCAUCUUGCGAGAAGUAAAAAUUUUGAGAAUAUAAUUGGCGUUAAAGAUGAGAAUCAAAAUCAUGUUUUCAACAAUCUCAACGAUUCUCUAAAGGCACAGUUCACACCAACUCCUCGUUCUAAAUCUGUUUCAACCGAAAAUUGCAAGUCUCCUUACAAUGAGGAUAUCAGCGGCGUUCUUGAAAUAUCAAAUAUGGCGAGUCCUAGAUUUUUACAUCCGGAAACUUAUAGGCAAAUUAUUAUCUCUGAUCAAAAAUCUCCACUUAGUGAAACGAGCAAAUGUCCAGCAAGCUGUACGGAUAUUUCAAAGUCUCAGGAGAAUUUCUCGUCACCAGUUAAAUUUUUCAAGGGCUCGAUCGUCCCCCAAAUUGAGGGUAAAAAGAAAACCUGGAAAUUGUGGAAGAGAUUAGGAAAUUCAGCGAAGAGCGUAUCGCGAAAAUAUAAUGUGAUACAAACCACUGAAACUGAGGGUGUUCAAAAAAAUAAAAAAGAAUCUAGUGAUAAGAGGAAGGGAAGUGUGACUGUCGGGAAAGUCGAGUAGCGUUUGCUAAAAACCGAGCAGAAUUUUAGAAAUGAGAUUCACUGUUAAAAAUGCAACCAGGUCUUUUAUUAACUUUUAGACUAUGGUUUUACUGUACUCAAACUUUUCCUAUUUUACUAGGUGGAUAUAGUCUACGAUUUUUUGUAUAUUUUUUUAUCGCAUUUUUUAUAAUUAGUUAUCAAAGAGAUUUAUGAAAGUUGUAGGGAAGGUUUUAUUGUUAAAAAAUGAAAUUUGAUUGUAAAGAACGUCAAUGAUGCUGAUCGUUAAACGAAGAAGUUAAAAAGUUUAUUUGUGAUUAGAUAUUGAAAAGAAAUAGUAUUUUAGUUAGAAUUAUGAUAAUAUACUUGAGACUUGCCAAUGAAAUCAUGUGAUAAUAAUGAAGCUGUGAGAAUCUUUUAGUGAAUUUUUUAGUAAAUAUGAAAAUUUAUAUUUAAGAAAUAAAGGAAGCGUUCUUCAGUACAAAUCAUUGUUAACAAGAAAAGACUGAUUCGAUAUCAGCAAUGUAUUUUUUUAUUCUUGGUGAAAAUGUAAGAGC